CCUUCAACGGGAAGGAUGGUCAAAGGCUCUCGAGAGUCCCUGAGGAUGUAGUGCUUGAACAGCAAAGUUGUUCAGCGAAAUGUGUCCACAGGUUGAGUGAGUUUGAGCAGCAGUAACGGCGCGAUAGUAGUUUGGUGUGCGAUCUUCCAAAUAUAAUCCGACAGAGUGCUAGCGAAGACUGUUGUUUCCAUUGGGGACAUCGGCUGCAAGCUAAUCAAGUGAUGCGAUACGGUACACAGUAAGCAGCGAAGUUAAACAAGUUUUCCGUCGUAAAAGCCAACCAGAAGAUACCUGCCCCCGAAGUGGUCGCCCGAUCUUUACGGAUUGCAAUUCAUCGAACUUAGCAUACCGUGUAGUUAGUUGGUGGCGGUGGAAUGGCAGGCGACUUUUCAGGCUGCACAGCACGGAAGAAAAAUCGGGCCCAAUCCAUCGAGUAUAAUCCGGUCAAAACGGAUGGCAGUGGAGAGAAUUCGAAGCAACCUACUAACCCCCUAACGACCCGGAGCGGUUUGCGGGUGUACAAGAUUGUCAUCCUGGGCGACGGAGGCGUUGGAAAAUCGGCCGUUACCCUUCAGUUCGUCAGUCACAGCUUUCUGGACUACCAUGAUCCUACGAUUGAGGACUCGUACCAACAACAGGCCGUCAUCGAUGGGGAAGCCGCGCUGCUCGACAUACUGGACACGGCCGGCCAGGUGGAGUUUACUGCCAUGCGCGACCAGUACAUGCGUUGCGGGGAGGGCUUCAUCAUCUGCUACUCGGUUACGGAUCGACACAGCUUCCAGGAGGCGUCCGAGUAUCGGAAGCUGAUCGCACGAGUACGGCUCACGGAAGAUAUUCCACUAGUGCUGGUGGCCAACAAGCUCGAUUUGCAAUCGCAAAGAAAAGUAACGACAGAAGAGGGUAAAACGCUAGCGAAGCAGUUCGGUUGUCCAUUCUAUGAAACGUCGGCCGCAUUGAGACACUACAUUGAUGAGGCGUUUUUCUCACUGGUGCGUGAGAUACGGCGAAAAGAGGAACAGCGGACGCUGAAUGGUGGUUCCAGCUCCGAAAAGAUACACCCUAGACGGCGUAGCCGCUGGUGGCGGUUACGGUCAAUAUUUGCACUCGUCUUUAGACGCCGCCGAAAUGCUGCCGGUAUCAAUCAAUAGGUGAGCACGCAAACACGUGGGGAAAACUGGAAUGUUUUCCGAAAAUUCCCAACCACCCUGAAAUGAAUCAUUCUCCAUUCCCGUGAUAGCGAGCCUGUUGUUGAUUGUAGAAGCACGUGUACGGUGUUCAGUUCAAUAAGUCUGCCAAUGGUGUCCCAUCGAAAUAUGCUACAAUUGUGUGCUUUCGUUUCUAUGGUGUUUCGGAGGACUGGGUAUAGGGCAGUAUGUUUGUUAUGGCUAAGUCGCUUCUAUCAACCAACAGCAAACUCAAAGUAUAGCUCAUGUUUCACCCACGAAAAAAACGCUAAAGGUUGAGCAGGAAUUUUAUUUCGAGCGCUAGAAUUAAGCUUUGCCCUUAGGACACGGCAAAUUAUGACUACUAGUCCAACGAAUUGAAUGAAUGAAUUGAAAAUCAAAUGCAACUAAUCUUGGGAUUUGUUGAUGCUUAAGAGAUUUCCGGGCAGGAAUAUUGGAAGACGCUAUUGGUUCUAUUUAUAAAACAUCUUUUCUUUUGAAAUCACAUUGUUUUGAAGAACAACCACAAAUAUGGCAUUGAAUGAUGCAAAAUAAGUAUUACGAGAAAUUGAGAGUAGACAAGUGCAACAAUGUUGUCAAGAGGCGCAGGAAACAGGAUUGUUUAAGCAGUAUUGAUCUGAAAUAGGACAUAUGUUAAUAAAAGUCAACGAAUCUUAACGAACGUUCCAAUUCACAUUACGUUAAUUAAUUUACCUUCCUAUUCCUGCAUCCGCCUCGGUACACUGUACUACAAGUCACGGUUAAACUAAGGUAGGCUAAUAAUAUCAUGCCGAGUCAUGUAAACGAUCGCACCUAGUGCAGCGUAGGAUGUUCAUAGAAUACGUAGCGUGUAUAGCCGUAGUCACACAUCCAAAAUACAUCCUUACCAGAAUAAGGCAUAGUUUGCCUUUGUCGGAAAAACCUCCUUACCAAACCUGCUGAGCAUUAUUUGCUACAGUAUCUGUUUCAGGUAAAGUUUAAAGCAACCAACACGAAGCUCGUACAGCAAAACUAUACUAAAACUAACUUAUCAAACUAAAAAAUAUCUGUGAUGUAUGCCAAAACUAUGAAAAUAUCAAUCCAAUUUCUUUCCAUUGCUGCAUUACUUUAAGUUCCACGUUCCAUUUUCUAGAUCCACACCAGUACGAGAAGUGUUAACUCUCCUACGGGUUCACAUGCAUCUUUGAAUUCUAGUUUCAACAUCCGUUAUAAAAGGGAUUUUAGUUUUACUAUCCGAUACGCGUAACGUAACGACGUGAUAAUGUAAUGAAAACAUACCAAGUGCAGAACAACUAAAUGUCCUCCCGAAACAUUUGAAUUUAAACGUGACAUACCGCUCGAUGUUACCAAUAAGAAACAAAAGGAACUCAACUGUAAGCAAACAUAUUCGAACAGGGUUAACGAAUAAUAUAUUUGUAUUAAAUAUCGUAUGCAGCCAUACAGGUCCAAAGCAAAGGUAUUCAACAGAUUGUAAGAUUUCUAGUCUGCCAUAACGAAAAGAGAUCCAAAAAUGGAAAGGUUGAUCGUUUUUAAUGUGGAUAUGGUCUUCUUAAAAUAUUUGCACUACUCCAGGAAAGGGAUGUACCGAAGGAACGUCUUGUGCUACUGUACUGUACUGUACCGUAGUAUAUCGUCUAGGGGUGGUUUAUAGCAUAAGAACUCAAUAUUAUUUAUAUGAAGAUCUUUUACGUUAAAAUUCGUACAUGUGAAAACAUAAUUUUACUGUUUCUUCUAUUAUUGUUCGAAGCCGAAGCAUGAUCCACACAGAGAUACUCUCAAUGUUCAAAACCAAAGAAUCUUUUAAACGAACAAUUGAAUGCGCAACUAUUGCGCUGCAAUCCCGGGCACAUAACCAGAGAUAAAAUCGAAAGCAAUAGCAGAUCGUGCGCAACAUAUUAUCUAAUUGAUGUGCAUACACACGAAAUGGUCAUUAGACUGUAGAAGAUGUUCUUCCCUCACCUCUUUCUCUCUUCCUCCUCGCCCUGAUCCACAGUUGUCGUGCAGCUGUUUAGAGCUUGCGUUGUACAAACUAAUAGUUUAAUAAGCACCAGAAAGAACCAAUUACCUAGUGUGACACACGCAAUAGCGAUGCAUACCGCAUCGUCCAAGAAUAGAUUGUGUGUAGGAGUAGCCGAUACCAGAACAUAACAUGUAGAUUUCUUCUCCCAUUGUGGGAGAAAUGUUGGAAGUUUGAACUUGUACAACCAGUAGUAUUUCACACGAUAUAAACAAUCAAUUCUACACCCAGUUCAGGCAGUGCAAACCCAAUCAUAUAUGUUUGAAGCAUUUAGUUAUCCUUAGACUACACUGUAUUACUUAUUUUUCUUAUAAAGUAAGUUACAAAGUAGCUGCAAAGUUUACAGCAAUUUGUAUCGAAAAACCUUCUAUCGAUUUGCGAAUGGCCAUUGUGUGUUCUCUUUGUUUGGAAAUAGUAGCCAAUAUAGCUUACUCCAGUUACAAGUUUACUAUGUUAAGGAAAGAUACCAAAAGCCAUAUCUACUAGCGUGCGUUUUUCAGUUUGAUUUCUUUCCGGACAAUCGAUCUUGCCGUUCCGACGCUUUUUUCUCGUCUACCUAUAAUCGUACAAUAAUUGAUCCCAGCGAGCGACAAUAAUUGAGAUGCAAAUACCUAUCUACGUGAAGAUAUUGCAGUUUUACAUCGGUUUGAAAAACGUUUCACUUAGCUUAGUACAUUUGUUUUCUCGUUACUGGAAUUGAUUUAGUUUUGUAAAAAAAUAUCUUUAUAUAACCACAAACAAACAUUGCAUUCUCUAUGCCAGGGGCACGAAACGCAGAAAACGGUGAUAAACAUACAUUUGUUAUGAACAGCAACAGCAAGAGUAAAACAAGUUCUAAGGUUACAUUUUUGGAAUGUGAAUUGUUAGGAAAGAAAACCGAAAAUACGAAAGUGACGUCUUUGUGGCGUCUUCCUAUAGUAAGCAACACAUGCACGCCCUGGGAGCCCGAGAGCUGGUUUGUUGAAGAAAGCAAAUGUUAUUAUAUUAACAGCACGCGCAUAACACGAUGAGAUUCAUUACGAUGCGAUAUUGGCAUGUGCCCAGUUUUACAACCAUAUCCACGCACAUACACGCAAGGGAGAAUUAUAAUAUACAGGUCGCCAAAACUGCCAGACCGUGAUUUGAUGGAUGCGCUUUUCAUAAUCCACACUCUACCAACUCAUGUGCGCAUUGAAUGACAGCAAAAAUGUCGCAACUGUUUUGUUAAAUGAAAGUCACAAAUUAAUGUUGCGAAAGGGAUCGCAAGUAUCGACCUGAGGGAACAGGAGACGUUAAAUAAAAGGGUGUGAUUGUGUAUGUACUUGCAGCCAUCAAAUAUUAACUUCCGUAGAAAAACAAUAAAUAUAUUGUUCUGGGAUACAGUGUUAA
This is a messenger RNA of Anopheles moucheti, 4548 nucleotides long. It is a transcript of the gene Ric, whose product is annotated as GTP-binding protein Rit2. The coding region runs from base 375 to 1148 and encodes 257 amino acids. The record is from RefSeq and is a predicted model, not a curated record. Gene Ontology annotation, cellular component: plasma membrane. NCBI's taxonomy places the organism in Eukaryota, Metazoa, Arthropoda, Insecta, Diptera, Culicidae. Gene Ontology annotation, molecular function: GTPase activity; GTP binding; calmodulin binding. Gene Ontology annotation, biological process: Ras protein signal transduction. The transcript has 3 exons.